This is a messenger RNA of Aspergillus thermomutatus, 3270 nucleotides long. RefSeq lists its product as uncharacterized. The transcript is spliced from 15 exons. Gene Ontology annotation, molecular function: hydrolase activity; oxidoreductase activity, acting on the CH-CH group of donors, NAD or NADP as acceptor. NCBI's taxonomy places the organism in Eukaryota, Fungi, Ascomycota, Eurotiomycetes, Eurotiales, Aspergillaceae. Gene Ontology annotation, biological process: sterol biosynthetic process. Gene Ontology annotation, cellular component: membrane. The record is from RefSeq and is a predicted model, not a curated record. Bases 1 to 3270 code for a protein of 1089 amino acids.
AUGGAACGUCCUGGCUUCAUUGAGACCCCUGGCCGACGAGUCACUCGCAGCAGCGCCGCUCUAGCAUCGGAGACCAGUGCGGACGAUGUGUCCGAUUCAGCGACCGAAUUCCGCGGGCGAUCCAAGUCUACUACCCGGAGACGUCCUUCUUCGAAGGUGAAGACCGAGGAUGCGUCCGAAGGGGAAGAGUCGAAGUUGAGAUCGGUUGCGACCAACGGACAUGCCAAUGGACACGCCAACGGUUCAACGGAGAAGAAGCCAAGAAUCAUUGACGGCUGGGUUGAGGGCGAGGAUCCUAAGAUUGACUACAGCGGAGAGUUCGAGUUUGGAGGGUCCUGGGGAGUGCUGUCCAUGAUGAUUGGGUUCCCCCUGCUGAUGUACUACAUGUGGAUUGGUGCCGUCUAUUAUGAUGGCAAGUUUCCCCGUCCUUCGGAAGGCCAGAGCAUGUCCGAAUUUUUCGCGCACCUGGGCCAACUGGUCUAUGACGGCGCUUACCCUUCGCUCCGAGCUUGGACCAUCUACUGGGUAUUCUUCGUCUUCGAGGGUCUAUGCUACGUCCUUCUCCCUGGUGUGACUGUCAUGGGCCGUGCUCUGCCGCACCUCGGAGGAAAGCAGCUCCCCUACUACUGUUCCGGCGUUUGGUCUUUCUACACGAGCAUUGCUCUUGCUGGUGUGCUUCAUUUUACUGGAGUUUUCAAGUUGUACACUGUCAUCGACGAGUUCGGACCACUUCUGAGCGUCGCCAUCAUCUCCGGCUUCCUGGUGUCCUUCGUCGCCUACUUCUCGGCGUUGGCUCGUGGCGCGCAACAUCGCAUGACAGGGUAUCCUAUCUACGAUUUCUUCAUGGGCGCGGAGCUCAAUCCUAGGAUGUUCGGUAUUCUUGAUUUUAAGAUGUUCUUCGAGGUUCGCCUUCCUUGGUUCAUCCUCUUCUUCCUCACUCUGGGUGCUGCAGCUCGGCAGUACGAGGUCUAUGGCUAUGUUUCCGGAGAAGUUGGGUUCCUCCUCAUGGCGCACUUCUUGUACGCUAAUGCUUGCUGCAAAGGCGAAGAGUGUAUCGUGUCGACCUGGGACAUGUAUUAUGAAAAGUGGGGUUUCAUGCUCAUCUUCUGGAACUUGGCCGGUGUGCCCUUGAGUUACUGCCACUGCACAAUCUACCUUGCCAGCCAUGACCCCGCUACUUACCGUUGGAACCGCGUCUUCCUGGUGUUCCUGUAUGCAGCAUAUCUAUUUGUUUACUGGGUUUGGGAUACAACCAACAGCCAGAAGAACCGUUUCCGGCAGCAGGAACGUGGUACCAUGGUCUCUCGGAAGACAUUCCCUCAGCUCCCAUGGCAGACUAUCAAGAAUCCCAAGACCAUCACUGCCGCAGAUGGGUCCAAGAUCCUCGUUGAUGGAUGGUAUGGCAAAGCUCGUAAGAUCCACUACACAUGCGAUCUUUAUUUUGCCUUGAACUGGGGCUUGAUUACUGGCUUCAGCAGCCCAUUUCCCUGGUUCUACCCCAUCUUCUUCGCAUGCAUGAUCACUCACCGUGCCCUGCGUGACAUCCAGCGCUGCCGGAAUAAGUACGGCGAAGCCUGGGUGGAGUACGAGCGACAGGUUCCUUAUCUGUUCAUCCCUGUGGCAUUGAUCCUAUUGAUUGUGUCCACUGUUCAAUUGAGUGAAUGUUUCCACGAUGUGCCCACCAAGGCGGAUGGAAAUGGUACUAUGCGUAUCUACGUGUUCCAUCCCACUAUUCCUGGAUACCCCAAGGCUCGAUUCCCUGGUGUAGUAGUUUUCAUGACUGGACCUGUCUCGCGGUUCGCGAGACAGAUUGCCAGCCAGGGGUACAUCUGUGCUGCCCCGUCCAGCUAUCACGAAUUCACCGGUCCGGAGCCACUGCAAUACAAUGCCGAAGAUACCGACAAGGGAAACCAGUGGAAAGCCAGCAAGAAAAUAGCUGCUUAUGACGAGGACGCCUCGUUGUGCGUUGACUACUUGCUCUCCCUGCCUACUUGUAACGGCCGGGUAGGCACAACGGGUAUGUGUCUGGGUGGACAUCUUGCGUACCGCUGUGCGUUGGACAGCCGCAUCAAGGCGGCUGUGUGCUACUUUGCGACGGACAUCCACAGCAAGACCCUCGGGGAGGGCAAGAAUGACGACAGUCUGGCUAGAGCGGGCGAUAUCAAGGGUGAACUUCUUAUGAUUUUUGGGAAGAACGAUAACCAUGUCCCGCCGGAGGGUAGAGACCUGAUCCGCAAGACCCUGCAUGAAAAGGGCGUCCUGUUCAGCUUCUACGAGGUUGCAUGGGCUCAACAUGCAUUCAUUCGAGAUGAGCUCAGCAAGGGACGGUAUGACCCCGCUAUUACCAAGGUAUGCUUUGAGAUGCUGCUCGAGUUGUUCGGACGGACAUUGAAACUGGACCUGGGCGAACACGAUGGUAAGAAACUAGAGAUCGAGGAUCUCUUUGUCGCCGACAAUCAACCCCCUAAUGAAGCCUACGGCGGCUGUGCCCUCACCGGUAUCGACCUUGGCAAUCAUCGAUAUCUUAGCAACUUAGGAUCGAUACUGCUGGCAUUCAUAUCCAUCCUAGUAUCACUCUUCCUAUUAUGGCGAUCGGAACGGAAACAGGCCGCGGUUGGGCGAAGGGAGAUGCAAUUGUUUCUACUUGGCUUCAUUAUCGUCGAGAUCUGCGAGAUCUUCUCCGUGGGCGGUUUCCCUCUUGACAACGCGGUUCGAAAGGGGUUUUCUGCAGCUCACAUCGCUGCGAUCACCGCAACUUGUUGGAUCCUCUUCUUGAACUCGCUUGUCGGGUUUCAGUUACUUGACGACGGUACACCUGCCUCCCUUGGUCUCUGUCUUGCUUCUGCCUUGGUGUUCUUCGUUGGUACGGGUUAUAUCGCCCUAGAUACUGCUUUCGACUGGACCGGAGAGUUCGCGACGGACGCAUCUGAUCACUAUCGAAAUAUCGCCCUCUACGUACUGUACCAGCUCUUCCCCCUCGUCCUCCUCGUGGCAUUCUACGUUCUGGAAGCUGUCUUGGUGAUCCGGGUCCUGGGCGAGUUCCGGCCAAUGUUGUAUCUGUCCGCCGCGGGUCUGUUGUUCGCCAUUGGCCAAAUCUUCAACUACGUGAUCAGCACCCAUCUCUGCCAGGCGUCGCACGGGAAAAUUAAUGGCGCCUUAUUCGAGACAUUGUUCACCCUCUUGUCGGUCGUUACGGUCUGGAUCUUUUGGAGCAGUAUAACGGAAGACGACUGGCCCAUGCCGGUGGGUGUAGGCGCAGGCUACAACUAA